CAACCCGGAUGUAAAAUUUACGCCCUUUCUCUUCCAUUUUAUUGCCUGUGCCAUCAAAACAUGAUCUCUACACAUUAGCAGACUUUGAAAGAAAAGCGAUCGGCUGCUGAGCGGCACUGCUGACUGACCCGGGUCAGUCCGGGCUGGGCGAACCCGAUCGCUAAUUCAGGUUGACACUGGAGUGCCAGGAAGCGAAUUUCGUCGUCUGGCAGCUCACUGCCCACCAGGACAAACAAAGCGAGCAACACAAACCCGCGAGUGACAGUCGGGGUGCUUCGGCGAUGUGUCUCGGGAUAACUCGAGAGCCUUUAUGCGAAUGCCAAGGCUAGGUGACCCUGCAAAUGGAUUUCAGGGGUAAGAAGUACGAACGGGGCAGCAACUGGUCGGACCCGGAGGUGGUGGAGCUGCUGCAGCUCUGGGCGAACGACUCGGUGCAGAUGGAACUGGAGAGCUGCCUACGGAACCAGCACGUGUUUAAUCGCAUCGCUGAGGUGCUGCGAGAAAAGGGCAUCCACCGCACCGGGGACCAGUGCCGGGAGAAAAUCAAGAAGAUGAAGCUCGAGUACCGGCGCAUCAAAGACAACCAGAAAAUCGUGCGGGGCGGGCGCGCGUGGAAGUUUUACGAGGUGAUGGACCGGGUUCUCACCAACCGCCCGUCGCUGUCUUACGGCUCCCUCGGGGGCAGUGUGAUCGCCCAGCAGGUCCUGCAGGGCGCCGUGGGCAUGGAGGGCUACCACCUGCACGCUCCACACCUCUCUGCCUUUGGCUCACCACCGUCUGGCGCGUUCAUUUUUGGACACCCCCCGAAAGCCGGCGAGAUGACGGAGAUCAAGUGCGAGGAAAUUGACUCGGAUGAGCCGGGCCUAACCCCUGAGCCGCCGCCCGAGCUCAUGUACCACGUCGGCUCCGGAGACGAACCCGAGGGUGUCAGAGAGCUCGAGCUUGAGCAGCAGGACAUGUCCGCAGCGGGAAUACGAGAGGACGGCGCAGCGGACGUCGGGAUCUCACCCACAGGUUUUAGUGAGAGGAAUGUGGCAUGCUUAUCUGGGGCAGGACCUGCAGGUGGCACCGGUGCCCCACCAGGCUCAUCCCUAGGAACGAUCCCACGGCUUCGCAAGCGCCGGAAAGCAGGCCGGCCGAGGGAGAGUCUGGACGAAGCUCUAGUGCGCUUCCUCAGCUCGCAGCGGGCAGCCGAAGAACGGUUCUUGGCUUUGGAAGAGUGUCGCCUCCAACGGGAGGCGGAGGCUGAGGAGCGGCGGGCCCAGCUGGAUCAGCGGCGGGCUGAGAUGGAGCGGCAGCACGAAUUCCGCAUGUUCAGUGUCUUUGCUCACAUGGUGAGUGCACUCCGGCCCGACUCUAGCUCUGUGUCGUCGCCUCACUUUGGUCGAGCCAGGAGGGAGGAAGAGGACGUUGCGGGACACAGCUGGGCUGGAGCUGAUAGCCAGAAGCCGAGUCCGUACUUGUCGAGACGUGGAAACCUGCUCCGUGACUAUGAAGACAUUCUUCAGGAAGGCUUCGUCAUGUAUAGCAAAGACAAGCAUGAUGAGGACAAGAACCCCACCGGUAUUAUUAACUUGGGAACCAGUGAGAACAAGCUGUGCUUUGACCUGCUGUCUAAACGGUUAACACAGUCGGAUAUGUUCCAGAUUGACCCUCCGUUGCUUCAGUAUGGAGACUGGAAAGGGCACAGUUUCCUUCGAGAAGAGGUCGCCAGGUUCCUAUCCUACUAUUGCAAGGCACCCAGCCCUCUAAAGGUGGAAAAUGUGGUGGUGCUGAAUGGCUGCACGUCUACAUUCAGUGCUGUUGCUGCUGUCAUCUGUGAUCCUGAAGAUGCAAUUCUUAUUCCGACACCAGCUUAUGGGGCGAUUGCUCGUGACGUUUUCCUGUACAGCAAUGUCAGGACGGUCCACGUCCAUCUUGAGAGUGAGAUGAGUGCUACUGAUGAACGGCCAUUUCAGUUAACGGUAGAAAAGAUGGAGAAAGCUUUAGAGGAAGCUACACUGGAGGGCAUCCAUGUCAAAGCUGUAGUCUUCAUAAACCCCCAUAAUCCCCUGGGAGAAAUCUACACCCAAGCAGAGAUGAUGCAGUUCCUUGAGUUUGCAAAGAGACAUAAACUUCAUGUCUUUGUGGAUGAGAUUUAUAUGCUGUCUGUAUUUGACGAGGAUGCCACCUUUCACAGUGUAUUAAGCUUCAACAAACUUCCUGACCCACAGCGGACUCAUGUGAUGUGGGGAAUGACAAAGGAUUUUGCUGUUUGUGGCAUGCGCGUUGGCUGUCUUUAUACAGAAAACCAAGAUGUGAUUGGAGCUAUGGAGCCAUUAGCUGUCUUUCAUGGGAUUCCUGGUACCACUCAGCAUCAGGCAGCCCAGCUACUUCAUGACAGAGAUUGGAUCAAUCAGGUCUACCUGCCGACUAACCGCGGCCGACUGAAAGCAGCACAUCAGUACGUCGUAAAUGAGCUGAAGGCACUUGACAUCCCAUUCCUCGAUCGCCCAGCUGGAUUCUUCAUUUGGACAGAUUUUCGAAAGUUUCUCAAAGAAGAAACACCCGAAGAGGAGAUUGCUUUGUGGCGCCAUUUUCUAAAUAACAAGAUUUUGCUCAGCUGUGGAAAAGCCUUUGACUGCUGCCAGCCAGGAUGGUUCCGAGUUGUAUUUGCGGACAAGACCUACCGUCUUCAGUUAGGAAUGCAGAGGCUUCGGAAAGCCUUGGAGGAAUUGAGGAAAAACGAUCUAACCAAAGAUCUAAAGAAGAAGAAUAAUCAGACAGAAGACCCAAAGAGAAGCAGGCAGAGCGACGGUAGACUGAAGUCAGGCACGUCCGAGGACAGGAGUUGGCUGAGCCCGCCGGAGGACACAAAACAAACUGUACUUGCCAGCUUUGACCACAUACUCGGUAGCGGUGUAGACGACAUCAUGCAGGUGUCCUGCCAAUCCCAGCCAACAUCAUCAGGAUUAGACAAUCUGAUUGAAAUUCUGAAGCAGCAAAUGCGCUCUUCAGAUUGGCUCCAAAAGAACACACCGGAAUUGUUUGCCCAGGAAAACCCGGAAGUGUUUGACGUGUAUGUUAAACUACGGGAAAAGCCAAAAGAUGAAGAUUUAGAAGCGAAAGGUGUGCCAUAACAGCAAACAUUUUUAUUACCUGUACCAGCAUCAUUUAAUUGUUUAUCUAUAAUGGACCUCAUUUUUAUUCCUUUAAGAAACACUAAUAUGACAAUUUUAUAUCAUUUUAUUAAAAGAUUAUAGUUUUCAGUGUCUUCAACUGGAAUGAACAGCAGCAAUAAAUCAAGAAGCGGAACAAACCAAAUUCUGUCGUAAAACAAAAUUCCUUAAAAUGCGAGCAAGCAAAUGUUGCAUUUUAGUGAGCUCUCAUUUCAAAUGUUAAGCGAAUAUCAAUAAAUUUCAUUUAUUUCUGUUUUACUUUUAA
Messenger RNA from Polypterus senegalus (gray bichir), 3423 nucleotides. RefSeq names its product 1-aminocyclopropane-1-carboxylate synthase-like protein 1. The transcript has 16 exons. NCBI's taxonomy places the organism in Eukaryota, Metazoa, Chordata, Cladistia, Polypteriformes, Polypteridae. The coding region runs from base 342 to 3119 and encodes 925 amino acids. Gene Ontology annotation, molecular function: transaminase activity; pyridoxal phosphate binding. The record is from RefSeq and is a predicted model, not a curated record. Gene Ontology annotation, biological process: amino acid metabolic process; biosynthetic process.